GCACCAUGACACUGGCAGCUAGCCUAGCCAGCUAACUUGGCUAAUCUGAUUUAUCGUCUACGUUAAGCGCACCUAACGUUAGCUAGGAUUACCAAUUUUAGUCUUCCGUAUCAAUCCUUUAACGCAGCGUCCACCUGACAUCAAAAAGACUCUCACUUAAGUGAUGGCAUCGCUUGGGGAGCCUGUGCGGUUGGAAAGAGAUAUUAACCGUGCUAUUGAAUUGCUUGAUAAGCUCCAGAGAACAGGGGAAGUUCCUCCUCAAAAGCUGCAAGCGCUGCAGAGGGUCUUACAGAGUGAAUUCUGUAAUGCUGUCCGAGAGGUUUAUGAGCAUGUGUAUGAAACGGUUGACAUCAACAGCAGUCCUGAGGUCAGAGCCAAUGCCACAGCUAAGGCUACUGUGGCAGCUUUUGCAGCAAGUGAAGGACACUCGCAUCCACGUGUUGUAGAACUACCCAAGACAGAGGAAGGCCUGGGUUUCAAUAUAAUGGGUGGAAAGGAGCAAAAUUCACCUAUUUACAUCUCAAGGAUCAUCCCAGGUGGCAUUGCUGACCGACAUGGAGGCCUGAAGAGAGGCGACCAGCUUCUUUCAGUUAAUGGAGUGAGUGUGGAAGGCGAGCACCAUGAGAAAGCUGUGGAACUCCUCAAAGCAGCUCAGGGCACAGUUAAGCUGGUCGUAAGGUACACCCCCAAAGUCCUAGAGGAAAUGGAGUCACGCUUUGAGAAAAUGAGGUCGGCGAAGCGCCGACAACAGAACAACUAUCCCCAAUAGGAUUUUUCCAUUUUGAUGCCCAGCUCCCUUGUCUCUCCUCCGCUAGCCUUCUGGCCAUCUGUUCUGGUCUAUUUCUUAUCUCCCUGCCCAAAAAGUGUAACAAACAACCUAAGUUUAGUUGUAGUUCAUACUCACACACACUGUAUAUUGUGCUUCUAUCAUUUUUAAUACUUACCAUUGUUACUGUACUGGAUGCUUCUGCUCUAGGAGAAAACACUAGAAUAACCAUGAUUGUCAGUGUAGGUGUUCACUCACACCCUGUGCAUUAUUUUUCAAUUGACAAUUUGAAUGCAAUUUUGGAGACUAACUACACACCUCCUUUUAGUGGGAAGGUAGUGUUUUUAAUUCUUUUAUCACAGCCACUACCAAGUGCCUCAGGGCAAACAAGUUUAUCUUAUGUACUGUGUUCAUGAUUCUUUGUUUAUGUUUCUUUUAAUGGAUUAAGGCAAGUAGUGGUAAUUAAAUACAUAAGGCAGGAAUCGCUACAUGCUUUCCAUCUUUUCAUCUCAAAAAUCAUUUUGUUUGAUAUACAUACAUGUUAAACCCCUUUAACUGUGCAAAGUUAAAUCACUCAUUUUUUAUUCUUAUUGCCACUCUACAAACAUCAGAUCAGAAACAGUUGUAUCUCUGAUAAUAAGGGAAACCAGUAGAAGAAUGCUUUAGAGAAAGUUAAGCUUGCUGUUGGUUUUCUAAGAUUAUAGCUGGAUUUCCCCCAGUGUUUUGUAACAUCAUGCCACACUAUAAAAAGCUCAUUCUGUUCUGUGCAGUUUGAGCUAUAACUGAUGUAUUGGGGACUCGGCAACACUUAAGCUAAAGUCUUUUAACCACUGAGGCUCAUAUUUUUUGCAGAUAUCAAAACAAGAAGCCUUCUUAAACAAAAAGUCUACAUUUAGAAUAAAAUAAGAUAAAACAUGUACACAUUCAGUUUAAUUUGUCCCGACAUAAAUCAUAAAUGUACUUUUAAGUCAUGGUUUUCUUUCUGCAGCUACAGUACUGGUACAAACUGAGAGAUGAGUUACUCAACUCUCUUCUCUGAUCUUUACUAAAAUCUGCUUCUUAGGAUCAUUUACAUCAGUUAGUAAAAGCUGAAAGUAAGCAAUUCAUUGAAGACACAAUUUCUGAUGUGUGUUUGCAUCACUGUCUAGACAAAUCAAACAGCCAACACUGAUCCACACUGUUGAGAAAAGGUGCUGUAAAUCCAUUGCAAUGGUUUGAUCAUUUUUGUUAUUUUUUGUCCAGCUAUAACAUUAAGUCACUCAGUGUUUUGCAAAACACAAAGCAUGUUUCAAGUGAUACAUUUAUAGCAUUUUGACGUUAAAUCUUUGUGGUCACCAAUGUCUUUCGGUGAGUCUCAGAUGAUGGAACACACUAAGAUGUAUGGUCGAAGUUAUGCUCAUUUCACACUCAAAGAUAUUUCAGUUAUAUAGUUGAACAUUGAGUUGGAACUUUUUUUUUAACCUGUCAGAUUUGUGUGAUACCUACAAAGUUGUUUUAUUAUUCCUAACUUUCCUUUAUUCCUUUGCUCAAUCAAGGCAAACUAUUUCAGACAACAAAAAUAAGAGAUUAUAACUAAACAUGUCAUUAAUGCAACACAGUCAUUUCAUUCUGAUUUGAGCUUUGACACAGUUUACAGUCAAAAUAAUUUUAAAUACACAACUUCAAAAUUUUAAUUUCCACACUUUACACUAGAAGGAAACCUUUGUAUCUGGAAAUAAACUGGGAUUUCCUUAGGUUUUGUACUUCUAGGCAUGUGUGCGAUAUGGCAAUCACACAAGACCUUCAGUCAUGGCUUCUUCAAAAUUAUUUUCAGAUACUUAAAAAAAAAAGUGUGUACUCAGAAACUCUGCUUGCUUUCCCAGUAAAUACAGUUUAUGACACUUAUUACCGAUUGUCCAGUCUUUGGGUGUGUAAAGAUACAAAACCUCCCAGAACGAAUCUGUAGUUUAUUUUAGAUAUUUAUUUAUACAAGUGUUUAUCUUCAUUUUAGAUGCAAUAUCAUGUAUAUAGCAUAUGUAAACUAGGGUCUAGAUGAGCAAGCCAUACUGUUUGUCCGGUCUCAGGAUCAACACAUUACAAAAGUCAUACUGGAGGUAGUGAUGUGUAUACAGUUCUCAUUUAUUUAAGAAACUCAAUGAAGUGGUGGGUAAAGUAACAGAAACAUUGCAGUACGUUGAAGCAUUUUGCUUUGAAAUAGUGUCAUGAAGGCACUGUUUAAUUGCGUAAGAGAGUUUACAGGUUUUCAUGGACUAGUCGGUCAUGAGUACUAGAUAUGUGAAUUUUGCUGCAGUCGUCUGUGUUGGCUCAUUAGAUAGUUGUACGCUUCCAGUGACCAUUUCAUGUAAAACUGGGUCACCAAUUGUCUGUGGUAUUUUCAUGGAUGUAGCUGCUUUGUUAUGUAGUUACUCUAAAUUUAGCACAUUUUCAUUUACUGGAUUUGUUAUUUUACCCACCACCCUGUUGUGUAUACAUCCAGUACAAAGAAGGGAAUAAUUUGCUCCAAAAAUGGUAAAAGGUUAGUUCGUUAAUGUCUUUGGCUGAAGAGAAUGUAUACCGGAUGUGUCAAAAUGUUCUUGUGUGCUGUAAAAACAGGCCUAUAACAGAAAAGUAUGGAUUACUAAAUACAUCACUAAAACACUUUGUAGUAGGGGUGUAACGGUACAGAAAAAUUUCAGUUCGGUAUGUUUUUGGUACAGGGUCUUCAGUUCGAAACAUUUUCUCUACAUUUUCGGUGCUGUGAAGGACACCAAUUUCACAAAUUUGACGUGUUACCAGAAAUGCAAACGAUUUUCAUGGAACAAUGCCAACACACCGCUCUUGUUUUGCCGACUUGUCUCUGUCCAUUGACGUAACUGACUAGGAAUCCCAUAUGCUCCCAAAUCAGAGACCUUAGAGAAGACAGAGGGUCUUCCAACUCUGGCUUUGUACCUGUGACACUGCUCUGAGCUGCCAUGCUGGCUCACAUUCACCAUGUGUAUGGUGCGUGUAUCACUUAGACGUCCGUCUAGGAUAUCAAAUAUUGCACAUGGGUUCUGCUUGCGGCCACCCUGCUCAUAGUGUGUGCAUUUUGCUUUAAGGUUCAUGUGGAAACUUAAGGUGAGUGUUUGCGUUCUUCACAUAGGCUACAUAUAUUAGUUCAGAACACCUUUGUAUUGUAUUGAAGGCCCUGAACCGAAAUGGUUCAGUGCAGUCAAGUGCACCGCUACACCCCUACGCUGUAAAGCACAAAAAUCUAUAUCUUUUCAAAAGGAGUGAAAUGAAAGGCUUUUGUUGAUUUUGGAGAAUGAGUUGAUGGUGAUAAUAUUCCGUUUAUCACAUUUUUCUUCAGUUUGUAAUUGUCUCCACAUUGUGUCAUUGCUGUCCAUGUUAACACAAACUUUCCUAUUCCUCCAAAUGUCAGAAUUAUCCCCAACAACGAGAUUAUCUUUACUCAAGCAAGAGACAGAUAUAAUUAAUUUGUACAAAUUUGUAUGUCAUUGCAAGAAAUCUGAUGAUGUGUGCAGGGCACAUUCAACACGUGCCAUGUUUUCCUGUAUUCUUGGCAACAACAACAAAAAAAUGCAGAAUUUUUGACAGGAUUAAAUAACACACAGCACUGCAAAAACUAUUUGCAACUCAAUUAUCUAUGCAAGUUGUUUGAAAAACCUUUACAAAAUGGCUGGCAUUUCAUUGAUGAAUGUUUUAACUGGAAAUUUCUACUUUUGGGCAGUGUGAAAAAAUGCAAUAUGACAUGUUCAACAACUUUGUGGCAUCACUGUAGUCAGACACAGUUAUAUCCUGUUAGUUUUAGAAUUGUUUUCAUAUCGGUCACUACUCAGUGGCUGCAGUUCGGAUUUCAAAGUGGUACUAGUCUGUCUUACUAAAGAUUGUCGGGAUGCAUGUAGAGGCAAAGGCUGAUGGGAAAGUGUGGUUAGAAAGGGACCAUUCCUUAGGUUACUUAGAGCAUACUUUGGUUUUAUAAGCUGAUGAUUUAGCAGAAGUGAUGGGCUGUAUAUAAAAGAAGAAAUGUCUUAAUAAUGUAUAGUUUGUAAAUUGUGUUUUAUCAACCUUCAGCGCUUUAGAGUCACUGCUCACACAUUCACACUCGCAGAAACACACACGUACGGUGUGUGAGAAUGGCAAGCUCUCCACUGAAUGUCACUCACCUUCGUCUGAAUUAGUUGCUAAACUUUGUGACGUACUCUUCAACUUUCUACCUUGUGUUUCUUGUCUAUAUAUUGGAAUGGUCGAUAGAGUAUUUUUUAUAUUAGUUUUCUUUUGAUAUUUUCUCAAUUUUUAUAAGUGAUUUUCCUAAAAAAUAAACUCCAGGAAUGACUGGUACGUCAAUUUUGAUUAAGUACCAACGGCCAUAUCAGCAAAGCUUCUGAGAAAAGCAGCACUGAUUUAAGAUGGAUGUACGAACAUUUGGAAUAUGAAGAUGAAUGGCUUAGAUAUGUGCUUUUCUGAGAUCUAAGCAGAUUAUUCUUUUUCGUACCAAGACCAAACUUGCGACAUUUGUGAAAAUUUUGAUAAUAUUUUGAAAUGUUUAGUGCUUGUUUAGGAUUCUUAGCUCUCAGCCGUGUUGUUUUAUUUUUGGUUUUCUGGUUUGCUGUCUUAUUUACUGUGUUACAUUAAUGUGGAAUGUAAAAUGUUGUGAUGUAGAACAUAAAUCACACCGAGGCUUAAAUAAACUGCUUGAAAUGA
Molecule: messenger RNA, 5449 nt
Organism: Sphaeramia orbicularis (orbiculate cardinalfish)
Lineage: Eukaryota; Metazoa; Chordata; Actinopteri; Kurtiformes; Apogonidae
Gene: lin7c
Product: lin-7 homolog C (C. elegans)
Exons: 5
Coding region: 164-769 (201 amino acids)
Molecular function (GO): protein binding
Source: RefSeq, a predicted model, not a curated record